AAAAGGUGGAAGAAAGAGAAAAAAUAAAGAAAGAAAAGGAGAAGAAAGGAGAAAGAAGGGUUUUAGCAGCUCACUGUUCAACUGUUCUACAGUAGUUCAAUCAAGUGAGCAUUAUGAAUUCUGCAGCUUCGAAAAGCAUAUGGUAUAGGAGGCAGCAAUGCCCAUGUGGGGAUUGGAAAUGUUAUAUUACACAUGAGGGAGAUGUGGAGGAGCCAUCCAUGACUUCUCAAUUGGCGAAGUAUAAUACCAUGUCAACUGAAGCUAUGGUUGCCCCUUAUGUAGGGAUGGUGUUUAAGAGUGAUGAGGAUGCUUUUGAAUAUUACGGAAAUUUUGCCCGAAAGAAUGGGUUCUCAAUAAGAAAAGAGCGGUCUAGGCUGAGCCCACAGUUGGGUGUUUAUAAGCGCGACUUUGUUUGCUAUCGUUCAGGUUUUGCGCCUGCAAGAAAAAAGCCCACUGGGGAGCACCAUAGGGAUAGGAAGUCAGUUAGGUGUGGGUGUGAUGCAAAAAUGUAUUUGUCAAAGGAGGUUGUUGAUGGGGUUUCCCAAUGGUUUGUCGUGCAAUUCAGUAAUGUGCAUAACCAUGAACUGUUGGAAGAUGACCAAGUGCGUCUCCUUCCUGCAUACCGAAAAAUUCAUGAGGUGGAUCAAGAGCGGAUUCUGUUGCUUUCUAAAGCUGGGUUUCCUACACAUCGUAUAGUAAAGGUGCUGGAGAUGGAAAAAGGAAUUCAAGGUGGACAGUUGCCCUUUUUGGAGAGGGAUGUAAGGAAUUUUAUUCAAAACCGUAAGAGAGUUGUGCAAGAAAAUGAUGCUUUACUCUCUGAAAAAAGAGAAAAUGAUACCACAGAACUUCUUGAAGCAUGCAAGGCUACUAAAGAGGCAGAUGAAAACUUUGUUUAUGAUUUUACUGUGGAUGAGAGCGAUAAGGUGGAGAACAUUGCAUGGUCAUAUGGGGAGUCUGUUCAUGCAUACAAUGUAUUCAGUGACGUAGUUUAUUUUGACACUACUUACCGUUCGAUCACAUAUGGUAUGCUUUUUGGAGCAUGGUUUGGUAUCGACAACCAUGGCAAAACCGUUUUCUUUGGUUGUGUUCUGUUGCAGGACGAAACACACCGUUCCUUUGCAUGGGCAUUGCAGACUUUUGUCCAAUUUAUGAAAGGAAGACCCCCACAGGCAAUUAUAACUGAUCUUGAUCCAGGGCUUAGAGAUGCUAUAAGAAGUGAAUUACCAACUACUAAACAUGUUAUUUCUGUAUGGAAUAUCCUGGCCAAAUUAUCCAGUUGGUUCUCUCUUCCUCUUGGAUUACAAUAUGCAGAAUUUAAAUCUGAGUUUGAGGCAUUAUAUUGUCUGGAGGUUCCAGAUGAGUUUGACUUGCGUUGGAAUCAGAUGGUGUCUAGGUUUGGGCUUAGUUCAGACAAACACAUUGCUUUACUCUUUUCUUUGCGGGCAUCUUGGGCAUUAGCCUUCAUAAGAGGAUAUUUUCUGGCUCGAAUGACAACAGAACUGUAUGCAAAGUCAGUAGAUUCAUUCUUGAAAGGAAUCUUCAAUGCUCAAACAUGUCUGCGCAGCUUUUUCGAGCAGGUAGGUAUUUCUUCCAAUUUCCAAAAUCACGAAUUUGAAGAGAUGCAAUAUGUGCAUAGUAAAACAUGCAUUCCCAUUGAAGAGAAUGCACGAAGUACUCUUACUCCUUUUGCUUUCAGAGCAUUACAACAUGAGUUGGUGCUGGCUAUGCAAUAUGCUGCAUCUGAAAUGUCUACUGGAUCCUAUAUUGUCCGCCACUUCAGUAAGAUGGAAGGAGAGCGCCUUGUACUAUGGAUCCCUGAAGAGGAACAAAUUCACUGUUCCUGUAAGGAGUUUGAAUUUUCAGGAAUUUUAUGCAGGCAUGCCCUUCGUAUACUUGUCAUGAAGAACUAUUUUCAACUUCCUGAAAAAUAUUUUCCUAGCAGAUGGCGACGAGAAAGCACACUAAUUCCUUAUGAUGAUCGAAAUACUCAAAAUGGUGAUGAUGAAUGGUUUCAAGAAUUCCAUUCCUUGACUGCAACUCUAUUUAAUGAAUCAUCAAUGACAAAGGAGCGUUCUGAUCAUGUUCGUAGAGAACUUACAAAAGAAAUUACAAGGCUCCUUAAUGAGGUUAGAGGUAUGCCACCUAGUGAAGAAGUUAUGGAUUCAACGCUUUCACCCACUAGUUGAUACUGGAAUUGUGAGUGCUGUCUAUUCUAGCAUAUGUAAUCACAGGGACCUUGUGUCUAUCAGAAACGAGGACAGCUGAAAAAGACAUGAAAAAAAGGGUGUUGAAAGGCCAGAUGGGUUACACAUUCUCUUGUCUUCUUGCAAGCAGAACAGAUGUUUCUUUGAGAAAUUGGGCUACUGAAAAGUAGGUAUUGGAUUACUGAUUUCUGUACACUCACCAACAAGUAGCUGGAGUUUCCUGGAUCAAUGAUUUGGAAGGCUGCAAAAUAUACAGAAGGCAAUGUGAACUUAUUUAAGGUGGUGUCCUGUGCAAAUUUUCAUAAAAGGACCUUUUUUUUUAAUAAGAAAGAGGAGAAAUAUUUGCUUUUAUAUGCUUUUGGCUAUUUUUCCCCUUAACUUGAAAGAGUUGCUUUCCAUAAGAGCUUGCUUUAUUUCAGAACAUGUAAGAUGUAAAGGUGUCUGGCUUUAGACUUAAUGUUUCUUAGAUACUUCAUUUCUACCUUUUUAUGGAGUUUACUAAUUUUGAUUCAUGCAAAAUAAAUUAAAGUUGGGAUUUGGGAUAGUUAACAACUUUAUGUUCUUUUUUUUGUGGGCUAAAAAAGGAAAAAAUGGAAGUGAAAAAAGAAUGUUAAUAUAGUGGUGCUUUUUAUAAAGCGCAAUUCAUUAAUCACUUGAAGAAUUUGAGUGCAAGGUUCACGUUUGAAGUUUUGGGCCUUUAAAAAUGAACUGUUGGGAUUGCAUCAGCUUUCUUAUGAAACUCCUUGAUGCUUAUGAAGUAAAUGUUGUGAAUAGCCUUUCUGUGAAUUCAAUUUGUGAAGUGUUAAAGUUUGCAGCUCUUUAUUUUUACAUAGCUGAUGCUUGGCCUUAUAUAAACACGCAUCACAAAUUUGUUCCUUUAGAAAAAUAUUUAAAUGUAGUUCAGACUUAAUUUCCAUGUCUUACAUGUCAAAAUCUUUUUAUGUUGAUCUUCUAUAAUUUUUGUUUUCUUAUUGCCAGAUAAUCUGCUACUUUCCGGUAUUAGUAUGGGUCUCAUUCUCAUUUUUUGCCCAUGUACUGCUCUUGGUCUUUGCAUACAUCUGUGUGCAUGGGUUGCCCCUUUUGGCACUUAUUGUAUAAUAUUUGCUUAUCAAAAAAGGCUUUUUUCCUGUGCACAUUCAUUUUAGAUUUUCUUAAACUAAGCCCUAGAUGGUAAACCUCAAACUUCACUGGUCUUGUUCAUUUUGGAUCUUCUCAUUGUCAUUUUUUGCCCAUGUACUGCUCUUGGUCUUUGCAUACAUCUGUGCACACAGGUUGCCCCUUUUGGCACUUAUUGUAUAAUAUUUGCCUAACAACAAAGGUUUUUGGCCUGUGCGCUGCUGUUUUUUUUUUGGCACAAUAAGUUGAUGAUGCUGUUGAAAUCGUUGUGGAGGGAUGGUGUCUUAAUGAAUGUGAAACAUGUUCAUUUUAGAUCUUCAUUAACAAAAACCUAGAUGGUAAACCUCAAACUUCACUGGUUGGACUUUUAUAUGAGGUGGUUGAUUACUUGAUGAUGUUGUAAACUAUUUGGAAUGUGAUCAGCAUAUGUUAUUUAUAUCUGUAUUAAAAAAUCUAGACCAUUUUCCUUUUCUGCUCUAGGAGGAUCUCAUGUAGAAAUUUUCUUUAUUUUUUUCCCUGUUUCCACUGCAACAGGAACAAUCAUGGACAUCAAAGGUCAACUUUUUUAUCCAUACAAUGUCUGUAUCAUGACUUUUUGUUUCCUAAGAAAUCAAUUUAGUGGUUCAACUAUGAAUUAGUAGAAAACCACAUGGAAAUGGUAUAUUUCCUUAAAUAUAGCAUUAUUUGAGCCUGCAUGUUCAUUUAAAAUAAAUUCAUAAGGGAAAUUACUGAAAUGGUAAUAAAGUAGAAAUUUUGACUUAUUUUGAGUAUUAGCACAACCUUGUAAUAUCAGUCUCUAAGCAUCUAGCUUUAUUUACAAAUAAUUUAUCUGUUUCUGUUAUAUGUUAUAUUUUGUUGGAUAUGCUAGUUCUAAUUUUUUGCCCCUGGUCUUGAUUUGGAUGUCAUGUAACAAACCCUUAUAGUUUAUGAUGAUUUCAUUAGUUACAAUAUGCAGAAUCCAUGCUAGUAGGGAAGUAAUGUUACAGUUAUGUCUGGACUUUGAACAUAGUUAAUCAUAAUGCUAUUCUGUGAGAUCCUCCAGGUUGCAACAGGGAAGUGAAUUGCCACUGAGAGGUGAAAUUGUUCAUCCUUUGUCAAAAUAAUAAAAAUAAAUUCUGGGGUUGAAUUUCUCAGAUGCAGACUUUACAUUUGCUUUUGACUUUUUGUGCAACAAGUUCUUUUUUCUCUUUACUUUUUCCUUUUUGGCAACUCUUGUUAUAGUAAUGAAAUCAUCCCAUUCUUGGAAAAAAAACCAGUUCUCUAUGUAAUUAACUUGAUCUGAGAGAGAGUGAAUUUUCUUGUUAAUCAAAGAAAAAAGAAUUGUCAUAAAAAAAGACAGUUUAAGUUGAACUUUUACAUCUGAUGUAUUGACUUACCAACCAUGUACUGAUAGUCCUUGAUCCCAGGAUGGUGUGCCUGAAUUCUUUGUCAUAUAGGUUUCCUAUUUAUAUGCUGUGGCCCAUGGAGGUGAACAACCAGUAUAGCUGUACAUCCUUUGGUGUGGCCAAAUGUUGAGCUUUCUCGGUGGCAAGAACUUUAUCCUUUUCUAAUUGUUGCCAUUACAUUUUUAUCUAUUCCUCACUGUUGGUACAGGAUCUUGACAAGUUGAGUUGAUUUCUUUAUUGUGUCCAAAUGUUCUCCAUGGAGAAAUCUCCACUAUCUUGGGCACCCAAUUAAAUUCUAUGCAUUUGCAGCCUUGCACAGAGGUCUAGUGUUUAACUGUUCAGUAGUUUGGGUAUGCAAGAAUCAGAAAUUGGAUAAUUCUGCCAUGUUUAACUCAGUUUUCCAUUUGGUCGGUUUUCACUCAAUAUUAAUGAAGCUCUGCUGUAUUCAAGAGCCCUCAAGUUGGCUGUUCUGGACCAUUUUUGCAUUCCUCAUUUGGACAUCAGAAAGACCGAUGGAACUGAUUUCUUCAAGUUGUGGUGCUCUAUUAAUUCCUCCCAAUCUGGGGUCCUUCUAGACUUCUCCAUAACUGAUGUGCGGUAGCAGCUCAAUCACAGGGGAUGGGCCUGAGGUCACAUCUGAGUCCAACCAUGGGCAGGGAUGUGUGGUGGGGAUCUUUGGCUGUAACGAAAUUCAAGGACUUGGACAGAUAUCUCAGGGCAUUGAUGUUCUUUAUUUGUCCAAAAUAAUGGGGGUACAUCAAAUUGAGAUAAGUCUUGAAACAGUGAUUAAGAGUCUUCUUUUUUCCCUUGGGAAUGUGAACUUGGGUUUCUUUUCUACAAUCUAAUGGGUUCGUAUCUUUGUGGUUCUUCA
Messenger RNA from Vitis riparia (riverbank grape), 5576 nucleotides. RefSeq names its product putative protein FAR1-RELATED SEQUENCE 10. The record is from RefSeq and is a predicted model, not a curated record. Lineage: Eukaryota; Viridiplantae; Streptophyta; Magnoliopsida; Vitales; Vitaceae. The transcript is spliced from 6 exons. The coding region runs from base 114 to 2186 and encodes 690 amino acids. Gene Ontology annotation, molecular function: zinc ion binding. Gene Ontology annotation, biological process: regulation of DNA-templated transcription.